GUAUUACUAAGAAGUGACUUUGAAUUUUAUUCAUCAUUUUAAAAAGAAGGAAACAACAGAUACAAAAUAAACAUUGAGAAAGGAAGAUGAUGUCAAAAUCUUACGUAAUGUAAUUUCCAGUAGCCAUCCCACCCAAUCGGUGUACUAAACGAAAACAUAAGAUAUAGUCUCAUAGCAGUUAAGACUUGAGCGAAAAUCUCCGACAUCGGCAGUCUAGAACUUACAAUCGAAGAGAUGAAGCGGCUAAUUACGACGGUAAUUUGUGCGCUGUUAGUGUGCACCAACUUAGCGUCCAGUGCAGCAGUUGAUAACCAUGACCACAAUAAAGUAGUUUGCUUUUGGAACUCUACUUCUUUUCUGAGGGAUGGUCCAGGAAAAUUCAAAGUAGAUGACCUUCGACCAGCUCUGUCACUAUGUACACAUUUGGUCUACGGAUUUGCUGGCUUGGAUGAUACCAGCUUCGAAGUGAAACCACUCAAUCCAAAUCUUGAUACAGGGGCUGGAUAUGGAUUUUAUCGUCUAGUACCUCAGCUUAAACGUCAAUUUCCCGAGCUUAAAGUUUACUUGAGUGUAGGCGGCAAUGCAGAUCCCUACGAAGAAACUCACAAGUAUCUUACUUUAACCGAAACAACGAAUGGCAGAAACAAAUUUAUCAGUUCAGUAAACCGUUUGCUAGCUGAUUAUGAAUUUGACGGAAUCGAUUUGGCUUGGCAAUUCCCCCCUGCCAAAGUAAAGAAAAAUCGUGGAACUUUGGGCUCGUUCUGGCAUGGACUGAAAAAAACCUUUGGCUAUGGUCAGUUCAAGGACGAUAAAGAAAAGGAACAUAUGGAAGGUUUCACGGUUUUGGUUAAGGACCUCAAGAGUCAAUUGAAAACCAAAAAUAAGGCACUUACACUUACUGUUCUUCCUCAUGUCAACAGCAGCGUCUACUACAACGCAAAGGCUUUGGCUCCUCAUCUGGAUGCCGUCCACUUGUUCGCUUUUGACCAGAGCAAUCCCGAAAGAACCCCGAAGAAGGCCGACUACCCAGCUCCAAUUUACGAUAGUUACGGAAGAGUACCCGAUGAGAACAUCGACUACCAAUCCAAAUAUUGGCUGAACAACGGUAUGCCCGGAACCAAAGUUGUCAUUGGCAUCCCAACGUUCGCGCGUACAUGGAAAUUGACGGCCGAGAGCGAGGCAGCUGGUGUUCCACCGGUAACCGCCGAGGGCCCCGGAGUCGAAGGACCUCACACGAAAAUCCCCGGCAUCAUGUCCUACGCCGAGGUCUGCUCUCGAUUGACCGAGGCAGCCGUCGGUAAAGUACGACGAGUCAACGACCCGUCCAAGAAAUACGGACCCUACGCGUUCACGCCCUACGACGCCAAGUCCGGACGCGAAGGACUCUGGCUCGGUUUCGAAGAUCCCGACACGGCGGCGGUCAAGGCUGAAUUCGUCAAGACCAAAUUGCUCGGUGGAGUCGCCCUUUACGAUCUGUCCCUGGACGAUUUCCGAGGCGUUUGCAAUGGCGACAAAUUCCCCAUUGUCAAAGCAGCCAAAUACAAAUUGUAAAUGACACCGGCACGGAUGAUAAUCUCGUUCGCACUUGCUGGAAUUAUGUGAUGCAGUUUUCAUGUUAGUUUAUUUGCAAGCAUGUAAAAUUUAUAAAAUUUAAUUUUCACCGCUUCUGUCUACCGUCCCAGGCCAUGGGAUGCAUAAAAAACAAAUCAUUUUUUAAAUAAACGAAUAUUCACAGUAAA
Molecule: messenger RNA, 1739 nt
Organism: Trichogramma pretiosum
Lineage: Eukaryota; Metazoa; Arthropoda; Insecta; Hymenoptera; Trichogrammatidae
Gene: Idgf4
Product: chitinase-like protein Idgf4
Exons: 6
Coding region: 235-1551 (438 amino acids)
Biological process (GO): carbohydrate metabolic process; chitin catabolic process
Cellular component (GO): extracellular region
Molecular function (GO): chitin binding
Source: RefSeq, a predicted model, not a curated record